AUGUCCAGGCCAUCUCCACGCUCGGCCUCAUUUGGGAACCGAAGUUGGACAUACUCCGAUUCAAGGUUACCGCUAGCCGCAUCCGUCCUGAGGAAGCGCAAGGUGAUAUCGUACAUCACCCAAAUUUUCGAUCCACUCGGACUCGUGGGUCCAACGAUCAUCAAAGCUAAAUUCUUCAUGCAGCGACUUUGGGCUCUGAAGCAGAAUGGCGAAGCAUGUGAAUGGGACAUGCCGCUCCCGUCAACACUCCAAGAUGAAUGGAAACUGUUCCAUAACACACUCCACCUGUUAAGUGAAGUUCGCGUACCCCGCUUCAUUUCGAUGCCCGACACCAUCAGCAUCCAGCUUCACUUCUUCUGCGAUGCGUCUGAGCACGCAUAUGGGACAUACUGUUACGUCCGAACCGAAGCACACGGUGCAGUUUUGGUCCAGUUGUUGACGCUCAAGUCCAAGGUAGCUCCGCUUUCUACUCGCCAUACAACCGCCAGACUGGAACUCUGCGCCGCGUAUUUGUCGACCCAGCUAUACAAGAAGCUGGACACGACGCUGAGGCUUCCUGCAACUGUGCAUUUCUGGACAGAUUCCACUACUGUCCUCCAACGGCUUAGCGGGAACCCGAGUCGUUGGAAGACUUUCGUCGCAAACCUGGUCUCGCAGAUACAGCUUUCAACCGAUCUCAACCGCUGGAAGCAUGUUCCUGGAGUCGACAACCCAACUGACGACAUUUCCCGAGGAUUGAAUCCUACCGACAUCCUCAACUGCACACGAUGGUGGACUGGGACACCGUGGCUAUCAAGGUCUUCGGUUGUUUGGCCAAAUGUAACAUUACCAGCAGCAGAAACUCCUGAAGUGUCCGCCGAAGGACGUAAGAUACCACUAGUCGCUAUUACCACGACACAGCUGAGUUUCUGCACCGAUUUAUUCGCUCGCUACUCCAACUUCUCCAAGCUGCGCCAGGGGAUAGCGUUCAUUCAGCGCUAUCUACAUGUACUUUGCGAACGAGCCUCGCAACGUCGUUCGGAAAAGGAGACGCUCAAGCCACUCGUCAUCCCGAGCAUUAUCCCGCACCCAGUCCAUCCGCUUACCGCACAAGAGCUCCAACACGCCGAACUUUCGCUCUGUCAUCUCGCGGAGGGUGAACUCUUCGCCGAGGAAAUUUCCGAUCUCGCUAGUGGCGAACGUGUCGCAGGAUCUUCCACGCUGAAGUGGUUGAACCCGUUCGUCGGUCUCGAAGGCACCGUACGUGUUGGUGGCCGGCUGCGCAAUGCCGUGCUGACCGAUGCGAAGAAACACACGAUCGUCCUCUCUGCCAAGCAUCCGCUCGCUGUUGUGUUGCCUAGUUUUCAUCAUUUAAAGCUACUACACGCUGGCCCUCAACUCCUGCUAAGCACUCUCCGCCAGAAGUUUUGGAUUCUGGGCGGCAGAAAUCUCCAGGCCCACACUAGUCGAACAGAGCACAGCAGAUCUUCCGGCAUCGAGAGUGUCUCCAACCCACCGUUUUCCGUCUGCGGAGUCCACUAUUGCGGACCGUUCUAUUUGAAGUCCGCCGUCCGUAACCGUGGCCCAACGAAGGUGUACGUGGCCAUAUUCGUCUGCUUCUCUACGAAGGCAGUUCACAUCGAGGCAGUGAGUGACCUGUCAACACCAGCGUUCCUAGCUGCACUCCGUCGUCUGGUCACCCGCAGAGGAAAGGUGGUAGAGUUGCACUCUGACAACGCUACCGCUUUCAAAGGUGCAUCGAAUGCACUCAACCGCAUCUACCGCAUGCUGAAGCUCGACGCGUUUGAUCGGAAUCAGAUCUUCGACUGGUGCUCCGAAAACGAAAUUCGCUGGAAAUUCAUCCCACCUCGAGCACCGCACUUCGGCAGUCUUUGGGAGGCUGCAGUGAAGUCAGCGAGAAUACACCUGCUGAAGGCAAUCGGCAACAUGAACGUUGUGUACGAGGACAUGCUCACACUGCUGGCGCAGACCUGCCUCAAUUCUCGCCCGCUGACUCCAAUUCCGGACGAUCCAUCCGAUCUCGAAGUCCUUAUACUAGGACACUUUCUCGUCGGAAGUAAUCUCCAAGCUGUUCCGGAAGCUGAUCUGAAGGAGACUCCUGACAAUCGCUUAAACCACUGGGAAUUGACCCAGAAACGGUUCCAGACCAGUUGA
Topomyia yanbarensis is the source of this 2154-nucleotide messenger RNA. RefSeq lists its product as uncharacterized. Bases 1 to 2154 code for a protein of 717 amino acids. Gene Ontology annotation, molecular function: nucleic acid binding. The transcript is spliced from 2 exons. Lineage: Eukaryota; Metazoa; Arthropoda; Insecta; Diptera; Culicidae. The record is from RefSeq and is a predicted model, not a curated record.